Messenger RNA from Sinocyclocheilus grahami, 680 nucleotides. Its product is annotated as low-density lipoprotein receptor class A domain-containing protein 3-like. The coding region runs from base 129 to 680 and encodes 183 amino acids. Gene Ontology annotation, molecular function: protein binding. Gene Ontology annotation, cellular component: plasma membrane. The transcript has 5 exons. Lineage: Eukaryota; Metazoa; Chordata; Actinopteri; Cypriniformes; Cyprinidae. The record is from RefSeq and is a predicted model, not a curated record.
UAGCACAGCAUUACGGACAGUCCGUGGAGGAAGACUACGCGGACUACGCUGAAGGCUUUGGACAAAGACGCGUGAGAUCUGAGCGAGCUGUUGCCCCGCAGCGGGCAGAUCUGAUCAAUCGGGGCAAGAUGUGGGUUUGGUACUUUCUGCUCGGUUCGGGAAUGCGCACGGUCUCGGUCGAUUGUCAGCUUCUACCUGGAAAUAACUUUACAACCGAGUGCAACAUUCCAGGAAAUUUUAUGUGCAGCGAUGGUGAAUGUAUUCCUGGAGGUUGGCAGUGUAACGGCUUUCCAGACUGCUUCGACAAGAGUGACGAGAAGGGAUGCCUGAAGGUGAAGGCAAAAUGCGCACCCACAUUCUUUGCUUGUGCAAACGGGGUCCACUGCAUUAUUGGCCGCUUCCAGUGUAAUGGUUUCAGAGACUGCCCGGAUGGCAGCGAUGAAGACAACUGCAGUGAGUAUCCAAUGUGCAUCCAAGGCAACUGUUUGGAUCAUUACCGGCCAGAGGUAUUUGAGCACAGCAAGAGGUUACUCCUGCAUCUCCUCAUCGCCCUCUCCUGCAACAACAACUUCCAGGUCAUCGCCUCUGUCCUGUUACUAACCAGAGAGAUUGGCGACAACAAGACGCUCACCGUUAAAUCCAGCUACCAGCCCGAAUACCUCUACACAGUUUCUUGCUAG